Molecule: messenger RNA, 840 nt
Organism: Durotheca rogersii
Lineage: Eukaryota; Fungi; Ascomycota; Sordariomycetes; Xylariales; Xylariaceae
Exons: 3
Coding region: 1-840 (279 amino acids)
Source: RefSeq, a predicted model, not a curated record
AUGUCUGCCAUUUCGUACGAUCGUAUCGUGGCCUCAAAGCCGUUCUACCUCUAUGUGGGCCCGAACAAGAAGGAGUUUGUGAUGCACCUCGAGCUCGUGGCUAGCCUGUCGAAACCACUCCAGACCUUGGUGAAGGGCAAGAUGAAGGAGGCUCGAGAGAGCGUCGCCGAAUGGCCCGAGGUUGACGAGGGGACGUUUGUACGGUUCUGCGAGUUCGCGUACACCGGAAGCUACAAACCCGCCGCGCCGAUUCGCCGGCCGCUGCCCAAGAGCCAGGAAUCGCCGACGUCGCAGCCGGGGCAGAAGGGCCCCUUUGGCAUAUACGACGAUUUGGGGAUUGCGAUAGAGGACGGCUACGUCUACGAGGGCUGCAGCAUGCGCGGCAGCUACAACUGGCAGAGGGAGACGAAGAAUAAGUGGAAGCUGUUCCAGGCGGCGGAGGUGGGGGCGGGGGCGGAGGCGGCGAACACGGAGGCGGAGGACGACUACGGCGAGACGCUGCUGUCGCACGCGCGGCUGUACGUGCUGGCGGACAUGUACGCGGUGGAGCCGCUGAUGGCGCUGUGCGUGCGGCGGCUGCACCGGACGCUCAAGGUGUUCCGGCUGCACGGCGGCGUGCGCACUGCCGACCUCGCCCAGCUGUUCGAGUACGCCUACCACAACACCCGCCCCGACACCCCCGGCCCCCCCGCCCGCGUCGACCGCCUCCGCGAGCUCCUCGCCGCCUACGCCGCCUGCCGCAUCUACGAGCUCUGGGACAACCCCCAGCUCCGCGCCGCCCUCGAGAUCGGCGACCUCUCCAAGAACAUCCUCGCCCAGCUCCUCAACAGGCCCGACUAG